Messenger RNA from Andrographis paniculata, 1116 nucleotides. Its product is annotated as ras-related protein Rab7-like. Lineage: Eukaryota; Viridiplantae; Streptophyta; Magnoliopsida; Lamiales; Acanthaceae. The transcript has 7 exons. Bases 187 to 810 code for a protein of 207 amino acids. Gene Ontology annotation, cellular component: vacuolar membrane. Gene Ontology annotation, molecular function: GTP binding; GTPase activity. The record is from RefSeq and is a predicted model, not a curated record.
UUCGAUUCGCACACAAUAGGAAAUUUUCUUUUCUGUUUCAAAUCAACCCGAUUUUUUCGCAAAUCCAAAACACCCAAAAGGGGUAGAAAUUUGAAUCCGAAACCCUCUUGAGAGCUUCGAUCUGAGGAGGCUAACUGAGAAUCUUAGAUCGGGUUAGCCGCGAGUCCUGAUUACUAAGUCCACAGGAUGCCGUCGCGGAAACGAGCUCUCCUCAAGGUCAUCAUUCUCGGCGACAGCGGGGUGGGGAAGACCUCCUUGAUGAACCAAUAUGUAAAUAAGAAGUUUAGCAACCAAUACAAGGCAACAAUUGGAGCAGAUUUCCUCACAAAAGAAGUGCAGUUUGAAGACAGGCUUUUCACAUUACAGAUAUGGGACACAGCUGGGCAAGAGAGGUUUCAAAGUCUGGGGGUCGCUUUCUACCGUGGUGCUGAUUGCUGUGUGCUAGUCUACGAUGUCAAUCUGAUGAAAUCAUUUGACAAUCUCAACAAUUGGAGGGAGGAAUUCUUAGUUCAGGCAAGCCCAUCCGAUCCAGAAAAUUUCCCAUUUGUUGUGAUAGGUAACAAGGUUGAUGUGGAUGGUGGAAAUAGUAGAGUGGUAUCUGAGAAAAAGGCUCGAGCAUGGUGUGCCUCGAAAGGGAAUAUUCCAUACUUUGAGACUUCUGCAAAAGAAGGCAUCAAUGUGGAGGAAGCAUUCCAGGUCAUUGCAAAGAAUGCCAUGAAGAGUGGAGAAGAAGAAGAAAUAUACUUGCCCGACACAAUAGAUGUCGGGAGCAGCAAUCAGCAAAGGGCUUCAUCAGGAUGCGAGUGUUGAUGCUUUUGAGUCGGGAGCAAUGAGAAGUAGGAUGGAUGGAUGGAUUGAUGAUAGCUUUAUUUUGUCGAGUUGGUGUUGGUCCGAGUCUGAACAAACACACGUAAGUACGCCUGUGUUUAUAUAUAAUUUUGUAGGGUUAAGUGUGUGCGCUCUCUCGAUUGAUCUAAGUUUCAUCUCAUUAUUUAUUUUUGUUUCUUUGGCUUCUCUUAUGCAUCAUCUCAUGUUUAUCAUUGCAUUGAAUACUUUCUGCAACUUUUAAAAUGGGAUAAAGUGAGUUCAAGUUUGAGUUCAAACAUUUUUUGCUUA